Exaiptasia diaphana is the source of this 1440-nucleotide messenger RNA. Its product is annotated as extracellular tyrosine-protein kinase PKDCC-like. Gene Ontology annotation, molecular function: non-membrane spanning protein tyrosine kinase activity; ATP binding. NCBI's taxonomy places the organism in Eukaryota, Metazoa, Cnidaria, Anthozoa, Actiniaria, Aiptasiidae. Gene Ontology annotation, biological process: protein phosphorylation. The transcript has 3 exons. The record is from RefSeq and is a predicted model, not a curated record. The coding region runs from base 126 to 1307 and encodes 393 amino acids.
GUGUCUUGUCAAUUGUUAUCGCUAUACUCGUGUCACGCGUCGUGUUUGUGAGUUUGCCCGCGUCUCAACUCGUCUCAAGAGGAUGAAGCUCUUAAAAACCCAGGCAUUUCUCUCUUCUUCAAGUCAUGAACAGACGUAGACUUCAUCGGUCAAUKUUUCGCCUGUUCGCGUCGUUUUGUUCACUUUCGUUGUUUUGCUCGUUUUAUGUUUUUUACGGGAAUAUUCGCAUAGCUAACGACCUCACUGAAGUCACCAAUUAUGAAAACAACAGGAAUAGAAACAGGCGGCAUGCAAGGCGUUUUUCCAGUGAAACAUUCGAGGAAAAUGCUCCUGUUGUUCAGGGAAACAUCAGGGAUACGUCAAAAGACAAACGGMGAGCUUUACAAGAGUUUUUUGAGCUGAAAAUUGYCGACAAAGAUGUCAAAGUCACGCAAAUAACACAAGGUUAUUUCGGUUGUCCAGAAAUCCGUAAUACAAGGAUCUUCGAUGAAGUUGGCCAUGGAUAUACUAAGUCCGUUCAGAAAGGUCUUAUAGCUGGGAAAUACGUAGCUGUGAAAAGCGUUGCGGAAAGUAGUAAAGAUUUUCAGCAUUGUUUGACCAAUGGACGUAACUACACUCGAUCUCACUGCUUCAACCUAGUCAAAUACAAGCUCGCCAAAGAGAUCAUUUUGCUUCAACAAUUGAAGCACCAAAAUAUAAUCAAGCUGCUUGGAUUUUGUUGGCAAAAUGAAGUAAAUUCAAACAACAUCAAAGAACGAGGGCUUUCCAUGAUUACAGAACUUGGUGAACCUUUAAAUGUUUUACAACUUGUGCAGACUCCUUGGCAAGACCGCCUAAGGAUAUGUCUAGGACUGGCUCGAUUAAUAGCCUAUCUACAAGAUUCACCUAUAGGCUCUCUCAUCAUUAGAGACUUCAGACAUCACCAGUUUGUGCUUGUCRGCGGUGAGAUCAAAUUAACAGACCUGGAUGACGUCGACAACGAACAAAAACCUUGUACUACGGAUGCGCAAUGCAUUGUGGGGACAAAAAGUUUGAACUGGACGUUACCGUGCGUCAGCGGUUACUGCGUGGAUUAUAAUUCUGYUUAUAAUUUUAUUAAUAUAUUCCGUUAUUUUGUACAACAUAUUCUUGUCCCUGAGUCACCUCAAAGGUUAACGGGACAACUUGUCGACAUAGUAAGUAAAGCACAGAACUUACAGAUUUCCAGCGAUAAACUUGUAGAAAUGUUGGAGAGAGUAGUWCAAAGGUUGAGGGAUGGCGACCAUAUUGAAUUUGGUAAGUGUGUUGUGGCUUUAAGCGCUUUGUAGUUGUCACCAAUAGUCCCCUGGGGUUUUAUGGUUUUAUGGGUGACCUGCAAUGCAUUGUGGGUGAUCUGCAAUGCAUUGUGGGUGACUUGCGUAUGAUUCAUUGCGUAUGCUGUAUAUGAUGUAAGGCUUCUUC